GAGGCCUGAAGCAAGGACGUCGGACCUGAGAACCAUGACACGAGGAGUGACAUGAAUCGGUCACAAGAUAUCCACCAGUGCCUCAAAUGCCGCUUAUCGCCAUUUUGAUAUUGUGUCGGCCGUGGGCGAUUUUUGUCAUGGUCAAGGAUGCAAGCUGUCGCGGCCACCCUAGUGUGCCCUAGUAGGCCCUAGUGUGCCUCGGCGGAUGCGGUGGCGACGUGACAGUGAGGUUCGUUCUUUCACCCUGAACAAACUCCAAGUUGACAUCAACGUUGAUAUUCAAAUAGUAAACCAGUUCAAUACAAACCGAACUUCAACGAACCAGUUGUGAUCAAUUCAAAGCACUAAACCGAUCGCGCGGUUUGCAAAUCGAGCAAGCAAUAUGAAAUGCUAUAAGAUGUCCCCACAUUUCUCCUAAGCGGCUGAGAGGAUAUGGAUUCCUCGUCUCCAGUGCUGCUGGAUCCCUCUUGCAGGGUCUCUGACGAGGAUUUGGAUCCAAAACCUCAAGGAAGUUAUUGCUCAUCUCAGACAGCUACAUGGAAGGUGGAACGCCCAUUGGGCGACAGCGAAUUAUCUUACUUUCUUCCGUCUCGCGCAACUGGCGUUAAUGACAUGUACCUUCACUUGGGCUUCGUUGCUCCAGAACACGUCGUUCGUCGGGCCCGAGUUCGCAUGGUGUGGGCAAUCCUUCGUAUUCGGCAUCCACUCUUGGCUUCGAAGGUCGUCAUGCACGAUUACGACGACGUCAGAUUUGUGUUUACCCCUCCACAAUCUGUGGAAGAUGCUUUGGUUGAUGCGGACCGCAAUCUGGAAUACAGAACUUCGACCAAGGAUGAACUCAUCGAUUCGUAUCUGAAUGGAGACCGAACGCUGUCGAACGACCGUGUGUCCUAUCUUGUCGUGUCUCAAGGAGGCACAUCUUUACCUAGCCCCCCUCUAACGCCCCGCUCUACGUCAUCGUUUGACGAGCGCGAAUCUCCUUCAUACAAUCAUGACCUCAUGAUUUGUGCUGGUCACUUUUUGGGAGAUGGUAUGGCACUGCAUCAAUUUGCAAACGACCUUUUUGGGUUGCUCGGCAGUGACAAAACCAUUUCUGACCUUGAAGCUCAGCUGAAGGAAGAGCUCAGCUCUCGUUGGGGCACAGACUCUACCAAGGCUACUGCUGUAUUACCGAAUGCCUUGGAAGACAACUUCACCGUCAGCCACAGUAAACUGCGCAGUGCAGUCGAAAAGGUCGACUUCCAGUUGAGUCAGCAAAGACUUGUGGGCGGACAUUCGUUCCGUCGACAGACAAAGAAGCCUAGGCAUACCAUUGUCCCUACUGUUUCUUAUGAUCCAGAGCGGACAACAAGCAUUCUGAAAAAAUGCAAAGCGCAUGGUGUAUCCAUCUCCGCAGCUCUAUUUGCCAUUUGUAACAUUGCUUGGGCAAAGAUGUGCUCUGAGAAACCGAACUUGUCAAUGAUGAUGUACUCGGCCUUAAACCUGCGCCCGUAUUUCACGGUGAAGCCAGCAAACGAUUCGUACUGGUUCCUUGCUGUCGGCUAUUUCAACGUGAUCCUUCCAACAUUUAUACCUCGGUCGAUCGAAUUGUCUUCGGUAUUCUGGCAUCGGGCUCGGAUUGCAAAGGAGCAGAGCACCCGAGCUGCCAAAAACCGGAUGAUCGUGUCACGUAGUCUCUUGAUGGCUGAAGAGAGGGGUCAACGGGCUCGUCUUUGGGCCAAAGAAGACGAUGAAAGGGAACGUGGAACUUUUGUCCCCCCUCCUCCUGUUCCAACUGCGGAUACCGCACUACGGACGCCAUCUGCCGCAUUAAUUGGCUUAUCGCUUCUAGGAAACCUUGAUGGCAUAUAUAAACACGGAACAUUCCCCGCCAUCAAGCUCCAUACACUGACGACUGGUUCGCGACAGCGAUCUGGAGGCAUGUUGCUAUUUGGGUAUACGUUCGCCGGCAAGUUAUGGAUCAGCCUCGGAUAUGAUGUGAAUGGUUUUGAGAAGGUAAUGGUGGAGCAGUUCUGGGAAAACGUGCUCCAGACAAUGGACGACUUGCUUGUGCAGUAACACUAAUAUUAGAUACAUCAUGACGGGGGCGAAAGGGAACCGGACUGUGCGAACUAAGCUAGUACCCCCAAGAACUAGUACCUAAACGGAUUUAUCUUUAGAAAAUGCGUUAUCGAUGUUUGUCCAAAGCUUGUAUCUAUAUUUAAUCCAUACCGUUCUAUAUAUACCUUGUCAUCUUAUCUUAUCUUAUCUUAUCAUGGGG
This is a messenger RNA of Suillus clintonianus, 2260 nucleotides long. RefSeq lists its product as uncharacterized. Bases 433 to 2058 code for a protein of 541 amino acids. The record is from RefSeq and is a predicted model, not a curated record. Lineage: Eukaryota; Fungi; Basidiomycota; Agaricomycetes; Boletales; Suillaceae. The transcript is spliced from 7 exons.